CAAGGGGAAAGAUCAACCAAACAGCAUCAUCUUUCUUCUUGGUUGACGACUCAGCAGGCACCAAGGAGAGAGAGGCUAGAAUCGUCGUGGUAGAAGGAAAAAGAUGGCAAUGAAGUCAUACGUUGGUGCACUGCUUUUGUUGUUGUCUUUUUCUUCUACUAUCAACGCCCAGGUCUUUCCCAUCGGGAAUUAUGGUGCAAAGGGUGACGGCACAUCAGACAUACGCCAGGCAUUGCUAAGUGCAUGGAAAGCGGCGUGUGCAUCCGCUACUCCUGCUAAAGUGCUGAUCCCGGGAGGAACGUUCGCAUUGUCGGAGGUGGUCCUAGAAGGCCCUUGCCAGGCCCCUGUGGAAUUCCAGCUCCAGGGCACACUGCGGGCCCCGGCGGACCCGAGCCACUUCAAGACCGACGGUUGGGUCGCGUUCCAACACGUCGACGGCCUCACCGUGUCGGGCGGCGGGACCUUCGACGGCCAGGGCAGAACUGCCUGGGAGCAGAACAACUGCAACAAAGAUACAAAUUGCCGUACCCUCCCCAUCAAUUUGAGGUUCAACUUCGUCAGCAAUGCCCUAAUCCACGACGUAACGACGCUCGAUAGCAAGCAGUUCCACGUAAACGUCUUGGGCUGCAAGAACGUGACGUUCCAACAUUUCACCGUGUCCGCGCCGGGCGACAGCCUCAACACGGACGGGAUCCACAUCGGACGGUCGGUCGGGGUCUAUAUUAUUGACACCACCAUCAAGACCGGGGACGAUUGCGUCUCCAUUGGUGACGGGAGCCAGCAGAUCUUUGUCCAGGGGGUGAACUGCGGUCCGGGCCACGGUAUCAGCGUCGGCAGCCUUGGGAAGUACCCGAACGAAGAGCCCGUGGUGGGCAUCUUUGUCAAGAAUUGCACCAUCAGCGGCGGGACCAAUGGCGUGAGGAUUAAGACAUGGCCCGCAUCGCCGGUCGGCACGGCCUCCGACAUGCAUUUCGAGGACAUCCAGAUGAACAAUGUCGCCAACCCUGUGCUCAUAGACCAGGGAUACUGCCCAUGGAACCAAUGCCAAGCAAAGGUUCCUUCCCUAGUUAAGAUCAGCAAAGUCAGCUUCAAGAGAAUCAGGGGAACCUCGGCGUCCCAGGUCGCAGUGAAGAUCGCCUGCAGCAAGCGUGUGCCAUGUGAAAACGUCGAGAUCGCGGACAUCGACCUCGUGUACAAUGGCCCCGAGGGCCCCGCCACGUCGGAGUGUUCGAACGUCCAGCCUUUGAUCUCCGGCACGCAAAAUCCUCCGGCUUGUGCCAAGGUUGUAAGCUAA
Messenger RNA from Syzygium oleosum, 1294 nucleotides. RefSeq names its product exopolygalacturonase-like. Gene Ontology annotation, molecular function: polygalacturonase activity. The record is from RefSeq and is a predicted model, not a curated record. The transcript has 4 exons. Gene Ontology annotation, biological process: carbohydrate metabolic process. NCBI's taxonomy places the organism in Eukaryota, Viridiplantae, Streptophyta, Magnoliopsida, Myrtales, Myrtaceae. Bases 104 to 1294 code for a protein of 396 amino acids.